Messenger RNA from Zophobas morio, 662 nucleotides. RefSeq names its product thioredoxin-like protein 4A. The coding region runs from base 127 to 555 and encodes 142 amino acids. Lineage: Eukaryota; Metazoa; Arthropoda; Insecta; Coleoptera; Tenebrionidae. The transcript has 3 exons. Gene Ontology annotation, cellular component: U4/U6 x U5 tri-snRNP complex; U5 snRNP; spliceosomal complex. The record is from RefSeq and is a predicted model, not a curated record. Gene Ontology annotation, biological process: mRNA splicing, via spliceosome.
CUUCAACUGUCACUUGUCACUUGUCAUUUUUGUGUGUUAUUUGUUUGGGUUUGCGUGGUCUUUGCAAAAAUACCUUGAACGGUGUUUGUGUUUCAGAAUAAAUAAAAUACUAAUAAAUAAUCGAAAAUGUCGUAUAUGUUGGCACAUUUACACAAUGGGUGGCAAGUGGACCAAGCCAUCCUGUCAGAGGAAGACCGUGUGGUAGUUAUUCGAUUUGGACACGAUUGGGACCCCUCUUGUAUGAAAAUGGACGAGGUAAUGUAUAGCAUUGCCGAAAAAGUGAAAAAUUUUGCUGUUAUUUAUUUAGUGGAUAUAACUGAAGUACCUGACUUUAAUAAAAUGUAUGAGUUGUACGAUCCAUGUACUGUGAUGUUCUUCUUUAGAAACAAACACAUAAUGAUUGAUUUAGGUACUGGUAAUAACAAUAAGAUUAAUUGGCCACUAGAAGAUAAACAAGAGAUGAUUGAUAUUAUUGAAACUGUGUACCGGGGCGCGAGAAAAGGGAGGGGUUUGGUGGUAUCACCUAAAGACUAUUCAACUAAAUAUAGGUACUGAUUUGGAAUUAAGACUCUCAUUAUUGUAAAUAUUUUUAUUAUUUAAAUAAUUUGGUAUAAUUAAAAAAACAAAUAAAAUAAAUGGCUGCUUAAGGUUCAAGCAAGAAA